AUGAAAGACAAAAAUCCUAAAUGCUGGAAAGAAUACUGUGCCAUCAUUAAAGAACAACAUGCUAAAGGAUUCGUAGAAGACAUCCCUACCGAACCACAAACUUCCAGUCCCAUAUACUACAUACCCCAUCAAGCACUGAUAAAGUCCACUAGUGCAACUACUGAGACCGGAAUCGUGCUCGAUGCCUCAUCAAAAAUGAAAGGUUAA
This is a messenger RNA of Haemonchus placei, 207 nucleotides long. NCBI's taxonomy places the organism in Eukaryota, Metazoa, Nematoda, Chromadorea, Rhabditida, Trichostrongylidae. The record is from the annotation of a GenBank genome assembly.